UUUCUUUGCUUGAAGUCAACUUAUUAUCGACUGUAGAAGUGUAGACUGUAACAGUCAUUGUGUCGUUAAAUACAAAAUUGUUGUAUAACGGUAAAAAAAUUACAUUUAAAAUUUAUAUUCCUAAUGUAAUAAGUACUUCUCGUGUAUUAUUACAUCGCAAACUAUAAUUUACAGGUAUUAUUCGAUGAAAACAUUUUACUUAAAUUACAUUUUUUUUCUGUACCUACCGAUUUACUAAUGAGCUUUUGGUUGCAUAUAAAUUUAUUUGAAUAGGUUCAAACCAAAAUUUAUUAAAAAAAAUCAAGAUGGGAAAAGCUUUGCAAUUUGAUGUGAUUGCCUCCUGCACUACCUCAAAAGCUCGUUCUAGUUUAAUGAAAUUACCACAUUAUACAGUGGAAACGCCAGUAUUUAUGCCUGUUGGUACCAAAGGAUCCAUUAAAUCUGUUUUACCAGAACAGCUGGAAGAUAUGAACUGUCAAAUUAUUUUAGGAAACACAUAUCAUUUGGGAUUACGUCCUGGAGUUGAAUUAUUAAAAAAAGCCAAAGGCCUUCAUAAUUUUAUGGGUUGGAAACGUGCUUUACUUACUGAUUCUGGAGGCUUUCAAAUGGUCUCAUUGUUACAUAUGGCUGAAAUUAAUGAACAGGGUGUUAGUUUUGAAUCACCUUAUGAUAGUACAAAAAGCUUGUUAACUCCAGAGAAGUCUAUUCAAAUACAAAAUGCAAUUGGUGCAGAUAUAAUAAUGCAGUUAGAUGACGUCGUACCAACUACUUCAAAAGACAGUGAAAGAAUGGAAGAAGCUACUCACAGGACUACACGUUGGUUAGAUCGUUGUUUAAGUGCUCAUGAAAGACCUACUGAACAGAAUAUAUUUCCAAUUGUCCAAGGAGGUCUCUCAGAAAAUUUAAGAAAGUUAAGUGCCAAUUUACAUUUGGAAAGAAAAGUAAAUGGUUAUGCUAUAGGUGGUCUCGUUGGUGGGGAAGAUAAAGAAGAUUUUUGGAAAAUGGUUAUUCUAUCUACUAAUAUAUUACCUUGCGAUAAACCUAAGUACGUGAUGGGAGUUGGAUUUGCAGUAGAUUUAGUAAUUUGUUGCGCUUUAGGAGCAGACAUGUUUGACUGUGUAUUUCCAACGAGAACAGCUCGGUUUGGUUGUGCGUUAAUUUCAAGUGGUCAGAUUAGUUUAAGACAUAAAAAGUUCAGAAUGGAUUUUGAACCAAUUGAAAAAAAUUGUAGUUGUUCAACAUGUAAGACAUAUACUCGAGCAUAUAUACAUCAAAUUGUCGGUACAGAAGCUGUUUCUUGCAAUUUAUUAUCAAUACAUAAUCUUUAUUAUCAAAUGCAAUUGAUGAAAGGUAUUAGAGAAAGCAUUAAGGUAAACAAAUUUCCUGAAUUUGUCCAGGAAUUUAUGACAAAUAUAUACCCAGAUAAGAAUUAUCCACAGUGGUGUCAUGAUGCAUUACAAUCGGUGAAUAUAGAACUGAAAUAAGAAUGUAUAUUUUAAGCACAAAGUUCUGCAAAUUGUAAAGCAUUGUUUGAAUUUUGAAUUCAUAAUUUUCAUUGGUUGAAUAUUGACACAACAACUACCAAAUAACUAUUAAAUUAUAUAAUUUUAUUUUUAUUUUUUAAUUAUAAAGAUAUACAUUACAUUAAGUUAGGUUGGUACUUACUAUAAUUUAAAAUACUUUAUUUUAGGAUUUGCUUUAAUAAAUUUAAAUUAUGAAUUUAACAUUAAAACCACCAUUUAUACAAUUUUUUAGUAAUUUUAAUUAUACUAAUAACUUGUACAUUUAAAUUGUACAUAAUUGGAAUACAACUUUUGAAACCUAUGUACAAUAUUCUCCAACUCUAUUCCAAUUAUUAAUAUGUUAUUUACUUUAAUUUACUUCAUUAUUCAUCAAUCCUUAUGUGGGUAUCGGAAAUACAAAGCAAUUGUUCGCUCCCAUUAAAUUAUCCAUCCUAUAUGUAAAUUGUAAGUAGUAUAAUUCUACAAUACACUGUUAAACAUCAAUUAUUGGUUCAAAACAAGGCUUAAAGCCAGUUUUUGGAAAUCACUUAAUUACCAAUCAGGUGAGACUUAGAUUUUUUCAUUUCUAAUUUUGUAACCGAAACUAAAUUCAUAAAAAUCAGUUUAAAUAAGAUUUUAGAACUAAAUAAACUGUUAAGAUCAAAACCAAACAAUUUAAAAAAACUGUUAGUAAAAUCUAACCUGAAACCUUUAAAAUUAAUUUUGUUAAUUUUAAAUCAUGAGUUAUGUGGCUUGGUUGUAGCAUUUAAUAUUGGUUAAUAGAAUGUAAACUGGUGUUAAACCAACUAUGGUAUUCACUAUUACUUUGAUCAUGGUUACGGUGUUAAAAAUGAAAAACCUAGAUUUACCCAGCUGGUUAUGAACUUAGGUGGAUUUAUAAAACUAGGUUUAAGCCCAGUUUAAAUAAAAAAAUAAAAGAAAUCAAAUAUUCAAGUAUCUGUAUUAUUAUGGAUUAAUAUUAAACAGGCAUAAUGUUAGUUAUACACAAAAAAAAGCACCUUAUAUUAGGAUAUUAAUUGUUGUUAUAAUAUAAUGUUGUACCUAUGCAUAUAAGUCAUAGGUGAAAUAGACAAUGGUUUUCUUAUAUUACUGUUUUAAGUUUUUGUUUACUAAGUUCUAAGCACACAAAAUAUUUAGUAUAAAAUUACAAUUUUUUUUUUGUCUGCUUACAACUAAUAUGCAUUAUUGACAUACAAAAAAUUUAGACAUUACGAGUUGUAUUUUAAGAACAGAAAUAAUAACAUUUUCUAUGUGGAAAAACAUACUUACAAAUUAUAAUAAUACAUUAUUAUUAUACCUACCUGAUGAUAAACAAAAUAUAUAAUAUUGAACAAUGGUCAAUGAUAUAAAAUAUUUAUACAAAUUAUAUGUAAUCACAGUUUUACUGAAAUAUAAUUUGAGUGUUUUUGUUUUAAAUGUACGUUGACAUCCAUAGUUUUAAAUAUAAUUUAAUAAUUUUGGACUUUGGUUAUUAACUUACUUGAAUUGUAGAAAUAUUUCAAAAUCAUGUGUUAUUUUAAGCUUUUUCUGAAUUAUACCUACCUAUUCAGUUAUAUUUUAUUUUUUGAACUAUGAUGCAUGUUACUGAUAUACUAUUAAAAUUACUAAAUAUACCUACCUAAUUGUCAAUGACUUUUUAAUAGUGAAUAGUACGAUGUUUGAGCGAAACAAAUAUGUUUAUUGCAAAACAUGUUUAUGUGUUUGACAGCAUGACGUUAAAAGUUUAAGAAAUUAAAUCAUUAAAAAUAAUUACCCUUUUAAAGCAAGGUUGUCAAUUUCAAAAAUCGUCCCUUUCUAUUGUAUCACAGAUUUAGAUUUACAAUA
This is a messenger RNA of Metopolophium dirhodum (rose-grain aphid), 3347 nucleotides long. It is a transcript of the gene Tgt, whose product is annotated as queuine tRNA-ribosyltransferase catalytic subunit. The record is from RefSeq and is a predicted model, not a curated record. Gene Ontology annotation, molecular function: tRNA-guanosine(34) queuine transglycosylase activity. The transcript has 2 exons. Lineage: Eukaryota; Metazoa; Arthropoda; Insecta; Hemiptera; Aphididae. Bases 306 to 1484 code for a protein of 392 amino acids. Gene Ontology annotation, cellular component: cytosol.